UACAAAUCUAUGUCUGAACUCGAUCCUCGUUGGGCAGCUAAGAAGAGACGCAUGAGUGAGAAAGUUCGCAAGAUGUUUCAAUUUAAAAAGUGCCUAGCACUCAUCAAAAAAAUUAUGGAGUUUCUAAUAACAACAAUUCCAAUGAAAGGUAUCAAAUGUGUCAUUGUUUUCCAUGUGGUUGUUUGGAAAUUAGAGGAAAAUAGAAGAAAGGAGUAUAACGGAAGCAAACUGAAGAAUAUGUUUGACUGAAAAUUGUUUUCCUUUUCCUCAUUCCUUGAUAACCAAAGCAAGUGUUUUACCAUGCUUAUGACAACUAUAUGACUUAUGCUUUUCCGCAUGAUGAGCUAAAGCCCGUUGCCAAAACAUACACUGACUCCCUUGUCGAGCUUGGAAAUUUGAAGCUUGAACAUUUGCCGCAAGAGUAUAAUGGAUCUGCCCUUACACUUAUAGAAUCAUUGUCCAGCCUUGUUAUCAUGGGGAACGACACAGAAUUUGAAAGGGCAGUUCUUUGGCUUUCUGAAAAUUUAACAUUUGAUGUCGAUGCAAGGAUAAAUCUUUUUGAGUGCAACAUAAGAGUACUUGGAGGACUUGUUUCUGCUCAUAUUCUUGCAACUGAUUCUACAAACAGGUUGGUCCAAGGAAAGUACAAGAAUCAACUUCUUAUUCUAGCUGAAGAUUUGGGGCAGCGCUUUCUACCUGCUUUUGAUACCCCUACAGGAUUGCCCUUUGCAUGGAUUAACUUGAAGUAUGGGGUGAUUGAGAAUGAGACAACUGAAACAAGCACAUCCGGGUGUGGUUCACUGAUUCUUGAAAUGGGAGCUUUAUCACGAUUAACUGGUGAACCCAGAUUUGAAUCUGCAGCCUUGCGUGCUCUUCGCAAGUUAUGGAGCAUGCGGAGUUCUUUGAAUCUUCUAGGAACUACUUUGGAUGUGGAAACUGGAGAAUGGAUAGAGUACUCGUCUGGGAUUGGGGCAGGGGUUGAUUCAUUCUAUGAGUAUCUAUUGAAAGCCCACAUUCUUUUUGGAAGGGAUGAGUUUUGGAGAAUGUUUCAGUCUGCUUAUCUUGGGGUGCAGAAAUAUUUUAGACAUGGCCCGUGGUACCAUGAAGCUGAUAUGAGGACUGGACAAGCAACUUAUUGGCAACUAACAAGCCUUCAAGCAUUUUGGCCUGGUCUACAGGUACUUGUUGGGGAUAUUACAGCUGCUAAUUCAUCACACCGUGAGUUCUUUUCUGUAUGGGAGAGGUUUGGAGUUCUACCAGAAAGGUAUUUGCUGGAUCGUCAGAUGUUACACCCUACAGAAAAGUAUUAUCCUUUGCGCCCUGAAUUGGCAGAGUCAACAUUUUAUCUUUAUCAUGCAACCAAAGAUCCGUGGUUUCUCGAAGUGGGUGAAUCAAUUGUAAAUUCUCUCAAUUCAUACACCAAAGUUGAAGGCGGGUUCGCAAGCAUUAGAGAUGUCAGUUCCAUGCAAUUAGAAGAUCAUCAACAUAGUUUCUUCCUUGCUGAAACGUGCAAGUAUCUAUAUCUUCUCUUUGAUGAUUCAUUUUUGGUUGAUCGCAAUUAUAUUUUCACAACUGAGGGCCAUCCUCUUCCAAUAAUGAGUGCUUGGCAUGAUAGGCUUCCGGAGACCUACAUCCCAAGCAACUGGACUUGUGUCAAGAGUGAACUGCAAGCAAAACGAGCGAGUGCAAUGUCCAUGCAAGUCUGUCCAGCAACGUCAUUGCAAUCUGGGCAGAGCGGUGAAUGGAUUGAGAGUGCUUGUCACAUCCCUGAUCUUCGUGAUGAUCACAGGUGCUUGGUAGACGAGGAUUGUGGAGUUGAUGCAAUCACAUGUAGGCGAAGAUCGUGCAGCAUGGCAGGCUACUGUGGCCUCUGGUUGUUCAUAUGAAGCCCUCCAAAACUUGAAAUUCUUUUUGCAAGAUGGAAAUAAAUGCAGAUUCUGAGGUCCAAGACCUGCAAUGCAAGGAUAAUUUAUUCCGGGUAUGUAAUCUCUUACACCAGAUUGAUGAGAGAACCAAAAGAGAUAACAAAAUGCCAGUAUUUUAGUACAACUUUUGUGCUUAGAUUUUAUUUCACAGCAUAGGAACUAGUUUUUUUUCAAUGUUUUGAAAAGGGUUUGUAAUAACAUUACUAAACAUUGUGGUUAGAUUAGCAGCUCAGAAGAUCUAAUUUAGAAGUGAAACUCUAUGAAGUUUUUAUUUUCAACACAUUUUGCUUUGCUUUAGGUAAUAUUUGAAAUGCUAAGCCGUCUCUCAAAA
Messenger RNA from Camellia sinensis, 2256 nucleotides. NCBI's taxonomy places the organism in Eukaryota, Viridiplantae, Streptophyta, Magnoliopsida, Ericales, Theaceae. The record is from RefSeq and is a predicted model, not a curated record.